AUGCAAACAAUUGGAGGAUACCCAUGGCUAUCCGGCUGCGUGGUGUUACUAUCCUAUAGUGCUGGCACGCGCAACGGAGGGGUCGUGGGCUUCACGGUACGUUCCUCACGAGUACACGCCUAUACCAACCAUGCACCGUACUGGGCAGCGAUAGAGAUGGGGCAGGAGACAAAGGCAACGGACGGUGAUCAGGAUGAUGUCACCGCAGGGUUCAGAGUGUGGCACCCCAAGGCCAUGACGGAGUUCACUGUGUUGAGGCUUGCUUCUGACCACCCGCAGUUCGAAGUUCUCGCGAACCAGUUCCGGGAAUGCUGGAAGAAAGGCGCAGCACCCGACGUUGCGAGGAUCUACGAGAUCCAGGUAACAGCAUUGGAAUUCGCGUUCUUGCUGGGGGUGCGAGUCCUUGCCAAAUGGCGUCUGUUCAUACACGAACCGUUGGUUUUCCGCCGUGGUCUUACGCGCGAAGAGUUUCGUCAAUGGCUCUCCCUGUGGAAGUUAUAAAUCACACCACCUCUCUGUUUCGGCCAGAGAGGCGCACUACCGGUGAUGCGCAGAAUUCCAUGGCAGGGAGAAGUCCGGUACUUGUAUGGUAUUGAUCACUGGUCACAAUCUAUGUGGAUUGUGAUGUAAACACACGCUAACCAAUUCGCUCACCCGACACCGAACGAACCAGUUAAACGAUGAUCUUGCAAGGAAGAUUGAGGCCUACCACGCCUCCAAGGGAAAUGUCUGCGUCGCGUACCACGGCACGCGCUGUCACUCAACAUGUGAUUUUUUCGUCAAGGAACAGGUGCGGUCACUCUUUCUGCCGUCGGGGUACCAUGUGAUAUUGGCGAGUUACAAGUUUGGAUGUUGACUUGUUUCGAAUUCAAGAUACUGGUAGACGCUUGAUCCUUGCAGUGGCAUCAACGGGUCUUUGAAAUCUCUGUUUCUGAAUACAUGCAUCCUUUCAAAGGUCGAUCUCUUUUAGCGCUUGCCUUCCUUGCCAUCUAUGUGCCUUGCUCGCCGGUGUUCAGCACCUUCCCUUGUGCACUAUUUUGUAGCUUGAACCGCCCCCGUCACUGGCUGAUACAGUACCGAUCCCCUCACAGAAACCUACAAUUCGUUUCGAGGCUCAGUUUCUCAUGUUUGGAACUGUGGAUCCUACACAAAUUUCAGCAUUGUCUCCCAUUCUUGUGAGAGGGGCGACGGUGUGAACGCCAAGAACAUUCCCUGCACCGCCGCAGGUAGGGCCGUGCGGCCGUCGGACGUGCAGCCUCUGCAAUAUUUGCAGGAAAGGCUUCACAGUGGACAACGUUGGGAGAACCGCGCGCUCCUCCAGUUUUCAGUUGAGAUAUGGCAACGGACGAUAUUUCUCGAGGGCUUCGGGCAAGGCGCACGACUACUCCAAAACCGUGGUGUGUGCUUUUGUGUGCGUGUGCUUGUGUGUGUGUACAGAGCUGCUAGGAGUGGAGCUUAGGUGCGCGGUCGAGCGAGUUGAGUGUCAGAUGGCUUGGUUCCUAAUGCUCGAAAAUGGUCCGCUUCGUUUGUACAUGAAAGCGGUCGAGCGAGUUGAGUGUCAGAUGGCUUGGUUCCUAAUGCUCGAAAAUGGUCCGCUUCGUUUGUACAUGAAGUAUCAGGUACACGGGAGAAAUAUCACUACAGGUUUGAAGCAGCCACCGUUUAGUUUUCGAGAGGACUCAUCCCGCGACUCGGGCACAUUUUCUACUCUAUCGUAGGUUCGAUCGCGAUCAAAUGUCGCCCAACACUUGUUCUGCUCACCACUUGGACCAAUUUUCUCCCCUAACGUCACCGCCAGUGGACCUACACAACUUGAGUUUUUCGCAAAAAGAGACCUGCAGCUUCCACUUGAGUUUUCUGCCGACACCUGACCG
Molecule: messenger RNA, 1874 nt
Organism: Ectocarpus sp. CCAP 1310/34
Lineage: Eukaryota; Phaeophyceae; Ectocarpales; Ectocarpaceae
Source: the annotation of a GenBank genome assembly